AUGCUUGUCAAUGGCACGGUAUGUGAAGGACACUUUGGUCAACUUAAGCUGUACGUCCAGGCUUCACAAGACGAUCUCAUUCAAUUCUUCCUGAAGACCUCAACACCUUUGAGACGUGCCGUGAGAUCUCCACAUAUCAACAGGAUACGGAGUAACAUCUUCCCUGCAAUGUACCAAGGGAAGAGUGUGACUGCUUUGUAUCUCAAGCCAACCAAGGGUGUGCCCAACUUCCCGAUGAACGAAGAGUGUACCAUGGGUCCCCAAGGAACCAUCGGUCCAACCGGUCCUCCAGGAAACAGAGGUCCCGUGGGUCUCCAAGGAAUCAUCGGCCCCAUAGGUCCUCCAGGAACCAGAGGCCCCAUGGGUCCGCAAUCAAAUCAGAACCUAUCCGAUCCGUUUCAUCUACUACCUCUCAUUCGGAGAAACGCCUACCUCUACAUAUACUCUCAUCCUAGCAGAUUUGAAUCCGUCAACAGGGUGAGCAGAAACAGAUACAGAGGGGGAAAUAUCGUUGACAUGAAGGACAAGAGAAUCAACGUGAACAGCAUCGACAUGUUCCGAGACGAUCACUUCUACCUCAACAUUACACAACCCAGCCAAGUUUCCAUUAGAGAACGAUUCGUCAAUCUGUUUCACGACAACAUGUCUUUUGCAAUGUUCCAAGUAAUUCAAGUGGACGCACCUGACCCUAGAAACAUGUCAUUGAAGGCAUUCGAUAUCGAUACUGUCGGAAAUUUCAGCUUGGAUAGUUUGUACGUGUUGUUCACUGCCACCCACAUAAGUGGCAACUACUUCACGCGUCCCGGCCAUUCAUCAUUCAACAUACCCGUUUCGUCUUUAGCGAACCAAUUAUCGGCGGCUUUGGAUAAACCUGUGUCGAGCAUGACGGAUCUCUUGGGUACAAAGUGUGUCAUAAGUUACGCUCGGAAUUCAGAAGGCCUAUUCACUCUAUACGUAAACUCCAUUUUGAUACAUUCCAACUUAGACACUGUCCCAUUUUCCAGGACCAAUGGAAUCGAAGAUUGCAAUUAUAGCAUUGGUGGUACUCAAUUCUUCAACGGCACUUCAUCAAAGUUGUUCUGUCAUUUGCACUUUGCAGAGAGUUUAUCUUCUCAUACAAUCCAGCGCAUCCACACAGAACUCAUGGCACACUACGAUAUAUGAAAGUGCUACUUUGAUUGUACAUAAUAUAUAGCACACAUGCUACACUACAUUCUUGAGAUGAAAAUGAAAAAUAAAACCUAUCUAUAGUGAGUGUCAUCACAACACCAGAAUGUCUGUGAUAUUGACAGUGGCGAACAACACGUCGGGCGUGAGCAGGGGAUUGCACAAACCGAACUUUACUCUAAAUGUGAAGGAGCUCGAUACGCGUGAUAAAGUCCUGCAUGUUGAAUCGGCUCAGUUUGAAGUACACUUUGAGAACAUAGACGAGGCAACGAACAAACUCUAUGUGGUACAUGGUGUAGAAGAAGAAGAAGAAGAGGAUAGACUUU
Molecule: messenger RNA, 1493 nt
Organism: Sycon ciliatum
Lineage: Eukaryota; Metazoa; Porifera; Calcarea; Leucosolenida; Sycettidae
Exons: 2
Coding region: 1-1164 (387 amino acids)
Source: RefSeq, a predicted model, not a curated record